CGGGGACAGCGGGAAGCACCGCGCUCCUGGACACCCCCGGCACCCCAAGUGUGUGUGCUAGGUCUGUCCACCUGCUGCAGGUGCAGAGGUGACCGCGCGCCGGGGCCCUUUCCGGGUCUCCCAAAGUCCCCUUCGGUCCUUAGAGUGAAAAGGAGGAGCGUUUUGUGGUCUAGCGGGAAGUCUUUUUAACCCAUGCUUCUAAGUUAGAGGACAAUUAACUGCUCAGCCAUUGCACCCCGGUCAGCACGAGGGUGCUGGAGAGAUGUGGGUGCCGUGCGAGCCGAUGGAGAGGCUCUAGCCUGGGUGGCGUGUUCCGGAACCUAUCAUUCGAAUUAGCCGAGUCAGGCAGAGAGGGGGCGGGGAGUGCUUCCGCCCUUGCUAGGAGGGGCUGCAUUGCAGGGGAGACCCAGCGGCCGACUCUGUCACAGACGAGGCAGAAGGCGUGAGCAGACAAAGCCGUCUCAUCACCAACAGCUUUUUUCUGCAGCCUCCUCCUCUCCGGUCCAGAGCAGACCCCGAGCCCCUGAGGCAUUCUCUCCAUCUUCGGAACACGCCAAUCAUUCAUUGGUAACAGGGAAUUAUGAGGGACCCUGUGAGUAGCCAGUACAACUCCUUUCUUUUCUGGAGGAUGCCCAUCCCAGAACUGGAUCUGUCGGAGCUGGAAGGCCUGGGCCUGUCAGAUACAUCUACCUACAAGAGCACAGACAGCAACGGUGGCAAAAUGGGCGGUCAAGCAAGUGGAGCAGAACAGAAGAACCCAGAAGGUGAUCCCCUCCUUGAGUUCAGCACCUUUAACUUCUGGAGAGCUCCCAUUGCCAGCAUCCACGCUAUCGACUUGGACUUGCUCUAAGGCCAAAGCUUCUCUCUCCCACCCCUUACCCCACUGCCUUCCCUUUUAAGCCCGGUCCUUUCUAAGCCUUUCCCAUCUAAUACUGUUCUCUUCCCUUUAUUGUGCUGGUGGUGCUGAUGAAUCUGCCAAUUGAAUUGUAUGUUUUUAUGUAUUUAUUUCUUAUUUAUUUAUUUAUUUAUUUAUUUAUCUGCCUACUCCAUUUCUCUCAAAAGCCUUCUAGGCACAAAGUCAAGGGUUCAGUCACAGGAGUACUAGAUUACGGGAUUUCCACCCCAACCCCAAGGAUAUUAACUAGUCCCAGAAAACCAUCCGUAUUGGGGCACCAGAGAGAAGUACAGUUGUGCAAAAUGGGAAACCGAUUUAUUUUUUUUUUACAUUACAUUUUAAUCGGCUUCAGAGAUUCCUCGAUCCUCCCUGAUUUCCUGCACGAGGCCAGUAAGCAAAUAUUUCAAGUAGUGAGGACCUGGAAGUUCUGAGAUGCUUCCUACAAAACAGGAUGUCGUGCAGAAACAUGGAUGGUCAUGGGUACGAGAGGAAAUAACGCGCCCUGGAGAACGGGAGUGAGGAAAAGCAUGGAAUCCACCUCACAACUCCGCUCCUAGCUAUGGGUUGGGAACUUUGAGAGAACAGAUUUCAGUCUUCAUGGGCAAACCUUGGUGUAGGAUAAUCCAUAAAAGGCAAAAGAUUUAUAUGAUCUAAAGGGAAACCAGAGUAGUAUUAGCAUAAUUUAUAUAAAAUUGUGAUUCAGUCAUGGAACAGGCGGAAUGUUUUGGUUCUUAGCACUUUAGCUUUGCCCUUCUGUAGUUGCAGUAUGUGAUGGGAGCCAGUGGUUCCUGGGCAUGGUUCUUCAGCCAUUGGAAGACCGUGAAAGAAGCAAUUAUAUUCAGACCCUGCACCUGUCCCUCUUCCUUCCAAAGUUAUUGCUGCUGAUUUGUGCUGCCAUUGUUCAUUUAUUUAAUAAAGAUGUUAAAGCCUAA
This is a messenger RNA of Chionomys nivalis (European snow vole), 1827 nucleotides long. RefSeq names its product MLLT11 transcription factor 7 cofactor (gene Mllt11). Gene Ontology annotation, biological process: positive regulation of DNA-templated transcription; positive regulation of release of cytochrome c from mitochondria; positive regulation of mitochondrial depolarization. Gene Ontology annotation, cellular component: cytosol; nucleoplasm. Bases 581 to 850 code for a protein of 89 amino acids. The transcript is spliced from 2 exons. The record is from RefSeq and is a predicted model, not a curated record. NCBI's taxonomy places the organism in Eukaryota, Metazoa, Chordata, Mammalia, Rodentia, Cricetidae.